CUCAAACGAUACUGCGACGUUGUAGUACCGUGGAUUUAGUAUCAUUCGUGAACGGAUCACGUGUUUUCACAUCGUGAUUGUUGCCAAAUUGCUGCGGAAUGCUUCUCGGUGGCUGCAGAUAUUCCAUUCAGAGUCAGAAUGUGCCGUCCACGAGGACUGGCGCCUGGAGUCCUUAUAAUUCUUUCCGAAACACCAAUGUGCCGUUGCAGGAGAUCACAAUGAGUCAAACCUUGCCAUUGACGAACGGUGGAAGACCAUAUGGUGAAAAUUCGUCCGGAGACAAAGACAAAACAACGAUGGCACGAUCAGGAGAUGGUGGAGGAGGUGGCGGAGGUGGUAGUAAUGGAGUAGGUUACGGUAGAACAAUGAAAGAGUAUGAGGAUGAAUUAAGCAGUUUAAAAAAGGAGAACUUCCAGCUUAAGUUACGAAUUUAUCUCCUGGAAGAAGGAAACCCUUCAAGAAAUGGCAUCACUUUUUCUGACGAAGAUGUUAUCAAAACGAAUGUAGAAUUGAAGGAAGAGUUGGAGAAAUUGAGGAAAGAAUUGGUGGAAAAGCAGGUCCUUCUUAAUCAGGCAGCGAGAGCUUUUAAAUUAUAUGAGGAACAGAAAGCAGCAACUUCUCGUACUCAAGAUCAAUAUCAGCAAUCGCUUGAAAAAGAGCGAGAAAAAGUAACCAAGCUCGAAAGAGAGUUAGCGGAAUAUCAAGAAAGAGAACUAGAUACAUCUAUGUAUUACAAGGAAACAUUUGGUAUCACUCCGGAACAAGCAUUAAAAAAUGCGGAAAAGUUACGACAGAUGGAAGAAUUGGUAACUUCUCUUGAAGCAGAGGUGAAACAGAUAACCGGCAGUUUGGAAGAGGAGCGCAGUUGGACGCAGGAACUUGAGAACGAGCGAGAUCAGUUCAGAGAGCGAUUAGACGUGGAAACGCGGUUGCGGGAGAAGCAAGACAGUGAUCGAGUACAAAGUAUCGACAAGCUGCGCGACGAAGUAAAGGAAUUGAAGGAUCAACUGUUCAAGAAGGAUUCUGUUGUGGAACAAUAUAAAAACGAUCUCGCCGAACAAGACAGACUCAUCAAACAGAAAAGCGCAUUGUUAGAAGAAAAAUGUCAAGCUUAUGAAGAAGUCAGUCAGGUGUCCGAAAAAAGAAAAAACCAGAUCAUUCAAUUGAGGGCAUCUGUAAAAUCGCGCGACGACGUCCUCGUAGAGGUCAACAAUAAACAUCGUGCAUUGUUAUCACAGUGCGAAAAUAAUUAUGGCAAGCGUUCGCCGCCUAAUAGUCCCUCGGCUGUAAUUUCAUUGACGAGCGAUUAUAUAUCACUAUCUAUGGGGCAAAAGGUAUCUUGUGUUCAAAGUGCAACGAAGUAUGAUGGUGCUUAUGAUUAUGAAUCAAAUAAAGAAAGAGCAGCGAGUUUGAAUUCAUCAUUAAAUGGAGAUACCAGGGAAAUCAGGCAUCUUAUAAAGGAACUGGAAGAAGUAGACAAUAAAUUAAAACAGCACGAGGAUUCUAGAAAGCAGUUGAUAUUAAAACUAUGCAACUCUCAGAAGCAAGCAGAAAAUGCAGAACAGAAAUUGAAAAAGAUGGAAGGCGAACAUCAGAAAGCCAUUAAAGCGAUACAAGGUUUCAUGGAGCGUGAGCAACAAAUGCGAGACACGGAUUCUCAUAAAGAACGGCAGAUUGUAGAAUUGGAGGCAGAAUUACGUAAAAGAAGGAACAGCCACGGUCCCGUCUCGUUGAAGGAUCUCGGCAUUAAGAAUGCGGAUGAUUUUGAAAACGAUUCCUGCAAACAGCAACGUUUCGAAGAAAUGGAAAGUAAGAUUAGCGAUCUGCGAGACCAAAUCGAGACAAUAAAAGCUGAGAAGAAUCUCCUGGAAACACGCACGCAAGUCGAAUUUAAGGAACUUGAAGUUCGUCUUCUUGAUAAGGAGCAAAAAAUCGAGAUCUUGGAGAUGGAGAAACAGAUUAUUACGGAAGACUUAAAAAACAAAAUUGCCGAACUCGAUAAGCUCAGGCAUGCUGAGAUGAAUAAUGUGGAUGAAGUUAGUACUACCGAUUAUCGCGACGAUACUCUGCCGCGAGAAGAUCUGCUCGAGCAGUUGAAUGAACGGAACACCGAGGUCGAAGAGAAGAAUCGCAAAAUCGAACAACUGACAAAGGAAUUGCAGAUGACGACUCAAAAUCUGCAGAUGUUGGUCAACACAGAACUCUGGAGCAAGAACAAAGAGAUUGCUAAGCUGCACAAUCACAUGACAUCAUCGUAUAGCCACGAUAGAAAUCGUAAUAAGCCCGAAGUUAUCCAAGAAGCCGAUAGUAGCGUGCAAUUGACGAAUCUGAUUCGCGAACUUAACGAGAUCGGUGUCAAAGUAAAUUUCACGAACGAUAUCAUCCGACUCGAUUACAUCAAUGGAAAUGAAAAGAUAGACGUGAAGACACUAAAUGGAUACGUACAGAGGCUGUUGACUCAGCGGAAUGAUCUAGAAAAGGAAGUGGACUAUUUGAAGUGGCUGAAGCUUGUGUCGAAGCCUGACAUUUCCGCGGAGAUCGAUGGUUGCGGUAACGAGACAGAACAGGCGAAGAACUACUGCGAACUGCUGCGCACGCAUCUGAAGGAUCUGGUAAAGUUCAUGAAGGAGAUGCUCAAGAAUACCGAUCGUGCGGACACUAUCGGUAACGAGCAUAAGAAGAUUGUGCUGGACGUUCUGCUUAGCUCUAAGAUACUAUCGGAUGAUUUCGUGCGUGCUCUCGAAGGCAUGAACGUUCAAGAUGGUAUAAUUGUGAAUGAUAAGAUUGAUAGUUCCGUGAAAAGGAGUCGGUCCGAAAAUGUUGUGGAGAUGAAAAAUCAGGCGUCGCAAUCGGAUUCUGAAACGUUCUCAGAACCCGAUCGGAUCGUCUCCAUGGCCAGAAUCGGUUUGCAAGAGAAGCAACACAAGAACCUAAGCCGCUCCAGAUUCACGAAGUACACCAAGACCUGCAGCGACUCCGAAGACUCCGCAGAUUAUGUGCCUUAUUAUAAGACUUACCAGAACGACCUCAGCGAUUUGGAUAUGAGCCACCAAAUACAGGAGCUGAAAGAAACGAAUGAUUUGUUGUAUUCUGAACUUAGCGCCCUAAGGAUCGAUUUGACCACAUGUUCUUUUGAUUGUACCACCGAUGAAAAAUUAACGCUGUUUAUUACGAAAUUAGAGAAAUCUCAGAGGCUUUGUGAAAAGUUGCAAGCUUCUUUGGAGAAGAAAAUACACGAGUUCCACACGUUAAGAAAGGAGAACAAGCAGAAUUGCAUUCGCAAGACGCAAUUGGAAAAAAAGAUCAGUGAUGUCGAGCUAAUGGCGAGUGAAAUUACCAAACAGAAAACAGAAUUUUUACAGUACAAGGAAAACUCCGAAAGAAAGACUACAGAAACUCUGUUAAUACUCAACAAAGAAAACGAAUCGUUGCGAGCGAGAAUUAAACAGCUGGAGGAAGAAACCGAAACUGCCAAAGCAACCAUAUCCACUCUCAGACAAGAAUUAGAUCAUCUCACUCUUUCGCACAGUCAGAUAUUUGUAGAGAACACCAAGUUAACGAACGACAAAUUGAAACUUGAGCAAGAUAUAAGAAAAAUGGAGAAUCGAUACGAUGUGGCUGUUCGUUCGCUACACGAUAAAUUCAGCAAAGAGAUAUGCGAUCUCAAUCAGAUCAACGAUUCGCAUAGAGCAAGAGUGCAAGAACUCGAAACAGCGAAUAAAGAAUUCAGAAGACACAUGGCGGUGUGCGAGGCUAGCGAUUCGACGGCGAGUUCGAGCGGCGUAUCGUCGAUACCUACGGACGCUACGCUCAAACAAACUUGCGAUAUUCUACAGGAAUAUCAACCUUAUAAUAAUUCCCAGUUUUGGCAACCGAUGAAUUACUCUGCAUUCGGAGGUCGCAGCAAAUCCAGUUGUUCGCCAGAUUUGGGAAUAGAAAGCGACGCUGCUGUUACUAUAAUAAGACCUUUGAAAGAUACGUUAAAGAUCACAGAAUCUAUGACUAACUUAUUAAGCGACGAAGACAAUGGUAAUCAUAGAGCUCAAGAUUCAAACAGUGAAAGUCCAUUACCGAUAGAAGGUCUUGAAGAGGUGGAAGCUUUGAAACAGGAGAAUGAAGCGUUAAAACGAAGACUGGUGAAAACUAGGAAAGCACUGGAAGAUACAUUUGAACACUUAUCAACUUCAAACAAGAAUAAGAAAAACGUUGAAAAAGCGAUAAUAAAACAGCUUAUGGUUACAAGAAGUAUCCUAAAAAAGACAAGGACAUUCGAUGAACCUUUGGACAAUUAAGAGAUUACAGACUGAUGAAUCAAAAAAUAUUAUACACAAAAAGUGAAAAAGGAAAUAGAACUAUGGAAAUUGUUACUUGUUGAAUUGUGUUCUCAUAGAUUUACUAUUCAUUCAAUGUAUCGUGUUUUAUCUGCGUUUCUCAUUUAUCUCUUCUCACAUUUUUCCCGAGAUGAGAGAAUUAACGAUACAUUGGUACAAAAAAAUGUAAUACUCAGGCGUUACGUGUUAUGAAAUUUUUAAACGAAGAAGUUUUCUAAACGACAAAUAUUUUCAUACACAGGAGAACCUAUUUUCGCUAUUUAAAAAAGAAUACAAAAAAUGUAAUGAAAGAGAGCUUAAGAUGAACUUGUACAUUGAGAUUUGUAUAUAUUUAUAUAGAAUACGCGCAUGAUAUUUUUGACAUUUUUGUAGAUUUUCUUUCAUUGUGGAAAAGUUCUUCCAAGUGCUGAAUACGGCGCGAAAGCCGGUAUCAAAUCCUGUCUUCGUUUACUGAUGUAUUUUGCUUUAUGAAUAACAGAAAUUUGCGUAUGUGUGUACAUAUAAUAAUUAUAGUUCAUAUAUCGUUAUGUAGCAUCUGUACAUAAUCACCAUGAAUAAAGUGCCAUUGAUAUGCAGAA
This is a messenger RNA of Trachymyrmex cornetzi, 4909 nucleotides long. RefSeq names its product phosphodiesterase 4D interacting protein centrosomin (gene cnn). The transcript is spliced from 15 exons. Gene Ontology annotation, biological process: establishment of mitotic spindle orientation; centriole replication; chromosome segregation. Gene Ontology annotation, molecular function: gamma-tubulin binding; microtubule binding. The record is from RefSeq and is a predicted model, not a curated record. The coding region runs from base 99 to 4292 and encodes 1397 amino acids. Lineage: Eukaryota; Metazoa; Arthropoda; Insecta; Hymenoptera; Formicidae. Gene Ontology annotation, cellular component: mitotic spindle pole; microtubule plus-end; microtubule organizing center.